Molecule: messenger RNA, 549 nt
Organism: Gossypium arboreum
Lineage: Eukaryota; Viridiplantae; Streptophyta; Magnoliopsida; Malvales; Malvaceae
Exons: 1
Coding region: 1-549 (182 amino acids)
Source: RefSeq, a predicted model, not a curated record
AUGGGAUUUUGGGGCAUUAUACCAGUCUUGUUGGUCAAUGAGUCGAUCGAUUGGGGGCCUAGGCCUUUUAAGUUUGUAAAUGCUUGGUUUAAAAAGAAAGAUUGUAUGAGUUUGAUUGAAAGGGAAUGGUUUGGAAUGGGAUGUUUAAGAAGGAAAAUAGCUAUUAAGCUGCGAAAAUUGAAGGGAGUCCUGAAGAAAUGGAAUGUUGAAGAUGGAAACAUGCUGGAAAAUAGAAUUAUCGAAAGUGAAAGUAGAAUAAAGGAGAUUGAUGAAGCAAGCGAAAAAAGGAAGUUGACAGUGAAGGAAUUGGAAGAGCUAAAAUAUUUGAACACCGAGCUUUGGGAAUCAAUAAGAUUCAAAGAAUCCAUUUGGCGACAGAAAUCGAGAAUGACAUGGUUAAAAGAAGGGGAUGCCAACAGUGCUUUUUUCUAUAGAGCCGUGAAAAUCAAAGCUAAGAGGAAAAUGGUGUUUAGCUUAAGAAUUAGGGGUCGGUGUUUCAAGGAUCCUAAAGAAAUGAAAGAGGGGCUGUUCAAUUAUUUCAAAAAUUAG